Molecule: messenger RNA, 5954 nt
Organism: Phyllotreta striolata
Lineage: Eukaryota; Metazoa; Arthropoda; Insecta; Coleoptera; Chrysomelidae
Source: the annotation of a GenBank genome assembly
CCGGCCCCUUUUUCGCGUUCACCCCGUCAGUUAGAUGACACAAUUCCGAGCGUGAAGAGCCGUUCCACGAACGGGGGAAACAAUGAAAAUCGCGGAAAAUUCGGGGAUGUGAAUUUUCCUUGUUGAUCAGGCGGGCGUUCGAAUUCGAUAAUUAUGUACACGCACAAACACGGGUCGCGUAAGGAUUUUCAACGUGGAAAAUGUACAGGAAGCGCCGUCAUAGGGAUUCGGGUUAAGUUGAUAGAAUUUUCGAAGGUUUUCGCGGAAUUUUGAUAUACCGAUUGAUUUUUGUUAUGAAGUGCGAUUCAGUUUUUUGAUAUAAGAGAGUAGAGAAUUCGAUAUGCCGGGGGGACGAAGGGGGCUUGUCGCUCCGCAAAAUACCUUUUUAGAAAAUAUCAUAAGAAGAUCUAAUUCGCAACCCGAUAGCAGUUUUUUAUUGGCGAACGCACAAAUAGUGGAUUAUCCGAUAGUCUAUUGCAACGAAUCGUUCUGCAAGAUAUCCGGCUACAACAGGGCGGAGGUGAUGCAGAAGUCCUGCAGAUGUGCCUUCAUGUUCGGCGAACUGACCGACAAGGAGACAAUCAGUCGAGUGGAUCACGUUCUGGAGCACCAGCUACACGAUCAGUUCGAAAUUCUUUUGUACAAGAAAAAUAGUACCCCCGAAGAAACACCGUUAUGGCUGCUCCUUCAAAUAUCGCCGAUAAAGAACGAAAGGGACUUGGUUGUGUUGUUUUUGCUAACGUUUCGAGAUAUUACAGCGUUGAAACAACCUAUAGAAACGGACGAUACGAAAGGAGGUUUAUCAAAAUUCGCGAAGCUAGCGAGAUCAGUAACGAGAAGUCGAUCAGUUCUAGUAUCUCAAUUCUCAUCGCAUCUGCCGAAUCUCAAAGAUGCCACCAAGCAAUCGCAUUUGGCACAAAUGAUGAGCCUAAGUGCCGAUAUAAUGCCCCAGUAUCGCCAGGAAGCCCCCAAGACUCCACCGCAUAUUCUCCUCCACUAUUGCGCGUUCAAAGCCAUUUGGGAUUGGAUCAUCCUUUGUUUAACUUUUUAUACGGCCAUCAUGGUUCCUUAUAACGUAGCCUUUAAAAACAAAACGUCGGAAGAUGUUUCUCUUCUGGUUGUGGACUCAAUUGUUGAUGUGAUAUUCUUUAUCGACAUAGUAUUAAAUUUUCACACGACGUUCGUCGGUCCUGGGGGCGAGGUCGUCUCCGAUCCGAAGGUCAUCAGGAUGAAUUACCUCAAGAGCUGGUUUAUCAUAGAUUUGCUGAGUUGCUUGCCCUACGACGUGUUUAACGCCUUCGACCACGACGAAGACGGAAUCGGCAGUUUAUUCAGCGCUCUAAAAGUCGUCCGAUUGCUGCGGUUGGGCCGAGUGGUCAGGAAACUGGACCGCUAUUUGGAAUAUGGCGCGGCGAUGCUGAUACUCCUGCUCUGCUUCUACAUGCUGGUGGCCCAUUGGCUGGCCUGCGUCUGGUACUCCAUCGGGCGAUCGGACGCCGACAACGGCGUCCAGUACAGCUGGCUGUGGAAACUGGCCAACAUCACGCAAAACCCGUACUCGUACGUGUGGCCCAACGAUUCCAGCACGCCCGAAUUAAUAAACGGACCUUCGAGGAAGACCAUGUACGUUACUGCGCUGUAUUUCACCAUGACCUGCAUGACUUCGGUGGGAUUCGGAAACGUCGCUGCUGAGACUGACAACGAACGGAUAUUUACCAUUUGUAUGAUGAUUAUUGCUGCUUUAUUGUACGCGACGAUAUUCGGUCACGUGACUACCAUAAUUCAACAGAUGACAUCUGCUACGGCCAAAUAUCACGAUAUGCUGAACAACGUGCGGGAGUUCAUGAAACUCCACGAAGUUCCGAAAGCCCUAUCCGAACGGGUGAUGGAUUACGUGGUCUCGACGUGGGCCAUGACUAAAGGAUUAGACCAGGACAAGGUUUUAAAUUUUUGUCCGAAAGAUAUGAAGGCGGAUAUCUGCGUUCAUCUGAACAGAAAGGUCUUCAACGAGCACCCGGCGUUUCGUUUGGCGUCAGACGGUUGUCUCAGGGCGUUGGCUAUGCAUUUUACGAUGUCUCAUUCGGCUCCAGGCGAUCUACUCUAUCACACAGGCGAGUCCAUCGAUUCCCUGUGCUUCAUAGUUACGGGAUCCUUGGAAGUCAUACAAGAUGACGAAGUUGUCGCUAUAUUAGGUAAGGGUGAUGUAUUCGGCGAUUCCUUUUGGAAAGACAACGCAGUCGGCCAGUCGGCGGCGAACGUCCGUGCUUUAACUUACUGUGAUCUACAUACCAUAAAAAGGGACAAAUUACUAGAAGUGUUAGAUUUCUAUCAAGCUUUCGCUAAUAGUUUCGCGCGAAAUCUCAUCCUCACCUACAACCUAAGGCAUCGUUUGAUAUUCCGCAAAGUGGCCGACGUGAAGCGCGAGCAGGAAUUGGCCGAGCGCCGGAAAAACGAACCCCAAUUAGACCAGAACCAAGAUCACUUAGUUAGGAAGAUUUUCUCGAAGUUUCGAAGGGAUAGGAGCCAGCACGUCGUAGCCUCUCCAAUCACCCCGUCCGACGUGGAAAAAGGGGAUGAAGCUAACGAUAAAAACAUGUCCAGGGUAAUGUCAACUACAAAACUAUCUGCUGUAGCCGAGAAAGAUGAUAGCAGCGGGGGCGGUGUAAAAACCACUGUAGCCAGACCAUCCACAGCGAGGCCUAGUAAAUGGGGAAGGCUCCUGGGUUCGGCGAGUUUGGACUCGGGCUCGGAAACUUCGCCGGCUCCGCAAGCUUUCACCCGAAGCCUCAGCGCCAAGGAUCCCAAGGAACGUCCGAGUUCCUCUUCGUCGGGCAGCUCCUGCAGCCAGCCGACGCCCGGAUCUGGCAACAAGAUUUUCCCGAAGCUGCAGAAGGUGUCGGCCGCUUCCAGUCCGGGUAUCACCAGACAGGAUACCAUAGACGAAAUAGGCGAAGUCGAUCUGCCGCACUCCAGGAAUCUGUCGCUCAGGAAGAUGCAAAGCUACGAUUGCGGAUUGAGAGAUCCAUCGACUGCCUCAAUGUAUCAAACAGCCGUCCCGGAUGCUAUUGCUCCAGUAGAAUAUAAGGAACUGAUGACUAACCUUAUGGAUUUUAAAGUAGACGUCAAACUGGAAAUCCAGAAGGUCAACCAGAAAGUCAAUCGAAUAGAAGAGAUGAUCUCGGAGAUCCUGAAACGCUUGGGAACGGACAGCGGCUCGAGUUCCCAAUCGCCCAACGACACCGAGUCCAAAAAGUCUUCCAAUUCGCCGCCCGAACGGCCCACCGACCUCCUGCCCAAAACCCCGGAGGGCACCGGUCUCGGCUCCGUCAUACUCAAAAAACGAAGAUCCAAAACGCGAAUCAAGGCCUCCGCUCCUCAGGUACCAUCAUCUUCUAGCUGCAAGGCAAUGUCGCCGGAUAGCGCGGCAAACAGUCCCACAGAAACGACGAAAAUGCUGGAGGAACCCGUACAAACGCCGUCCUCUCGGAAACCAAAGGACUUUCUUUAACGUUAGCAACACUUUAGGGUAUAUUUCAUUGGAGCUGUGUAAUAAUAGAGUCGGCCUUUUCGUACGUUUUCAAUUAGUAGUUACUCCUCGUCAUUAUGUUACCGUUGAACUAACGCAGUACAAUUCGAGCUGUUAGAAUUUUUACGAGGAUUCCAAUCGAAACGAUUCAAAUGAACAGUACAAUUUACAUGCUAAUUAAUACAGAAUACAAUCAAAAAAAGUUUGAUAGUAGUAGGGAACUUGUUAGAAAUAAAUCAAAUGGCAAUUAAUCAACUACUUGAUUGAGUCGUUUCGUUGAAUCCUAUCAUUGAAAUCAAGUGUUCUUAUUGGUGUUGAGGAGCAAAACAUAGGCAGUGCAAAUAAAGUUCGAUUUCGAAUGCGGGUGUAAAUAGUAGGAGCUACGAUGUAUUCAAAUACAAAUAAUGCCCUUUCUUACGUAAAAAUUCAAUGAAAACCAUUACAUAUAGAUUAUUCGAUUAACUUAUUUUGUUCCUCUAUUACUUAAUCACUUAACAGUACUCGAAUGGUCAAAAUCAAUUCAAAAAAGAAUGUACAUAUUAUAUCAAUAAAAUGUAAGUAUAAGUGGUUUUGAAAUAGAGAGUAUAAAAAACUGAAAUUUGAUAGAAAAAAAAACAAUUAUUUUUAGCGGAACUGUAAUAAUGAAACCAGCAAUAAAACAAAUUUCAUUUUCUCUCUAUCAUAGAAAUAAAAUCAAAAUGCAAAUAAUCUUUUGUUUUCAAUACAUUUAAUAAAAUGGAAAAGUGAGGGAUUCAACUGAUUGGAUUUUGUUUUAUGAAAAAUUUAAUAAAAUUUUUUGAUUAUUUUACUACAGAAGACUGAUGUAAAUAAUCAUGUACUGUGAACAUUAUAUUGUAAAUAAUGUUGAUUUUUAGAGUUUUUUCAUACUAAGAAAAAUAUUUGACUUGUUUAAUCUAAUUAACCCUUAAUUAAAACAACUUCCUUCUUAUUAUAAUUACAUAAUCUUUACUUUAUUUGAAAUAACCAUCUAGUUGGGACCUCACUUUCCCACUCAUCUCUUAAAUUCUAAACCAGCCUCGAGUGAGAUUAUAGAAAAACAAAAUAAUUAAUUACAACAUGUAAAUAUAAUCUAUUUCGAAUCUAAGGUAGAAAGUACAAAAGCUGGGGUAUACCAAACAUAUUUUCAAGAAAUACGCUUAGUUACGCCCUGAAUUUCUUGAAAACAGCUUCGACUAGAAUCAAAUCACCAAAUUUAUAGCGCCCCAUGAAUAUCUAUCACCGAUCGUUAUACCGCAAUUUGAUAUUAUGCAUUGUACUCGUAAAUGAUUAACAAGAGUUAAACCUUGAAUUCCAAUAGACUGAAUUAUUUAGGUGGGUAAAAAAAAUCGAAAACAUACAACUGUAACAAGUGCAUAUUAUUUAAUUCACAUACCUACCUGUGUUACUAAAAUUAUUAAUAAAUUAUUUACAAGUUUUUGAUGAUACAAAAGUAUUAUGUGAAAUUUGAUGUUUAACUUUUGGUAUAACAUUUAGGCUGAUAGCCUUCUAUUUAUAGUUCGUUAAAAAGUAAUCCAGUUUAUGAAUUUAUCUGCAAAAGUUUAUAAAGACAUAUGUAUUAUUUGUACAGUUCAGAGUUUACAGAUAUUAUACGAGUAUUAUGAAAAUUAGAUUUUUUAUUGUGCCGAGUGAGAAUUAAUAAAACUGAUUGAAGGUACUUUUUAUAUAGUUCACUAAAUCUAAACAACUGUCAUAGUAGUUUAUAUUUAAAUGAGAAAAUUAAAAUUCUACUAUAUGGGAAUCUGUUUUUUUUAUUAAUUUUCACCCAGUGCAAUACUCCAUAAAGCAGAUUUAGUAUAUUUACAAUGUUAAAUAUUAAUUAACAGUUUAUAAAAAAUUAUAAAUGGAAAUAUGAUUUCAAAAAAAAGUUAAACUUUUUUCCUAAGGUAAAAUUCAGUAAAGAAAUUACUCGGAUAGAAACACCAAGAUCACAAAAUUUAUUCUCAUCGAUCAAGCUUCUUUUUCAAUAGCUACCUUUUUCCAUUCAAGUUUUGUAACAAAUAACCGAAACCUUCUAUUUUAAUUUUUCUUAAAAAUUUUUGUUUCGAAAGUUUAUAUUAUUAAAGAGUAAUUUACAUUUAGAAUGUUAGCAGAUCAUUCAAGAAAUUCGCCAUUAAUACUAUUUUAUAAAACACCAUAGCAGAAUUAUACAUGUACUUAUGAUUACGAUAGAAUUUAUAUAAUUAGCAAUAAAUCAUACCGAUACUUAUAUUGUACUGUAUAUAAACAUGAUUUUUUUUAACUUGUGAUAUUUCUCUAGGCAAACUAAGAAGCAAACCGACAUUGGAUGUUUGUAUUUUUGUCACAAAUAUUGCCAAUUUCGGAUUUUACAAAAAUACUUGCUGAAAUAUUGGCUGCAGGAGAUUGCAGCACACUGUUAAUUUUGUUUCAACUGAAUAAAGCUUUUGAA